CACAGGUGUAGCUGCUCCUCCCCUUCAGUCUUGCACAGGUGUAGCUGCUCCUCCCCUUCAGUCUUGCACAGGUGUAGCUGCUCCUCCCCUUCAGUCUUGCACAGGUGUACCUGCUCCUCCCCCUCAGUCUUGCACAGGUGUAGCGGCUCCUCCCCUUCAGUCUUGCACAGGUGUACGGCUCCUCCCCUUCAGUCUUGCACAGGUGUAGCGGCUCCUCCCCUUCAGUCUUGCACAGGUGUACCGGCUCCUCCCCUUCAGUCUUGCACAGAUGUACCGGCUCCUCCCCUUCAGUCUUGCACAGAUGUACCGGCUCCUCCCCUUCAGUCUUGCACAGGUGUACCGGCUCCUCCCCUUCAGUCUUGCACAGGUGUACUGGCUCCUCCCAUUCAGUCUUGCACAGGCGUACCGGCUCCUCCCCUUCAGUCUUGCACAGGUGUACCGGCUCCUCCCCAUCAGUCUUGCACAGGUGUACGGCUCCUCCCCAUCAGUCUUGCACAGGUGUACCGGCUCCUCCCCUUCAGUCUUGCACAGGUGUAGCCGGCUCCUCCCCUUCAGUCUUGCACAGGUGUACCGGCUCCUCCCCUUCAGUCUUGCACAGGUGUACGGCUCCUCCCCUUCAGUCUUGCACAGGUGUAC
Staurois parvus is the source of this 636-nucleotide messenger RNA. Lineage: Eukaryota; Metazoa; Chordata; Amphibia; Anura; Ranidae. The record is from the annotation of a GenBank genome assembly.